GGGAGCCCGGCUCAAGAUGGCGGCCGAUAGCGAGCCCGAGUCGGAGGUCUUCGAGAUCACAGACUUCACCACGGCCUCGGAGUGGGAGAGGUUUAUCUCCAAAGUAGAAGAAGUGCUCAAUGACUGGAAACUGAUUGGAAGCUGUCUGGGAAGGCCACUUGAAAAGGGUAUAUUUACCUCUGGCAUAUGGGAAGAGAGAUCAGAUGAAAUUUCCUUUGCUGACUUCAAGUUCUCAGUCACUCAUCAUUAUCUUGUACAAGAGUCUACUGAUAAGGAAGGAAAGGAUGAAGAACUAGAGGAUGCUAUUCCACAAGCUAUGCAAGAUUUGUUGUGCAUGAAUAAUGACUUUCCUCCAAGAGCACAUUGCCUGGUAAGAUGGUAUGGCCUGCGGGAGUUUGUGGUGAUUGCUCCUGCUGCACACAGUGAUGCGGUUCUCAGUGAGUCCAAAUGCAAUCUCCUUCUCAGCUCCGUCUCCAUGGCUCUGGGGAACACUGGCUGCCAGGUACCACUCUUUGUGCAAAUUCAUCACAAGUGGCGACGAAUGUAUGUGGGAGAAUGUCAAGGUCCUGGUGUCCGAACUGACUUUGAGAUGGUUCAUCUUCGAAAAGUGCCAAAUCAGUACACUCAUUUAUCAGGUCUGCUGGACAUCUUCAAAUCCAAGAUUGGCUGCCCUCUCACACCACUGCCUCCCGUCAGCAUUGCCGUCCGGUUCACCUACGUGCUUCAGGACUGGCAGCAGUGCUUCUGGCCUCAGCAGCCUCCAGAUAUAGAUGCCCUUGUAGGAGGAGAAGUUGGAGGCUUGGAGUUUGGCAAGUUGCCAUUUGGUGCCUGUGAAGAUCCUAUUAGUGAACUCCAUUUAGCAGCUACAUGGCCUGAUUUAACUGAAGGGAUCAUUGUGGAUAAUGAUGUUUACUCUGAUUUGGAUCCUAUUCAAGCUCCUCAUUGGUCUGUUAGAGUUCGGAAAGCUGAUAACCCCCAGUGUCUGCUAGGUGAUUUUGUCACUGAAUUUUUUAAAAUUUGCCGUCGAAAAGAAUCAUCUGAUGAAAUUCUUGGACGGUCCACAUUUGAGGAAGAAGGAAGAGAAAUUGCUGAUAUAACACAUGCUUUGUCAAAGUUGACAGAGCCAACCCCAGUUCCAAUUCAUAAAUUAUCAGUUUCAAACAUGGUACACACUGCAAAGAAGAAAAUCCGAAAGCACCGAGGAGUGGAAGAGUCGCCACUGAGUAGUGACGUCCUCAAUGCUAUUCUCUUGUUCUUAUUCCCAGAUGCUGCUUCUGAGAAGCCAUUCAAUGGAAAUACUUCCUCAGAGAAUAGUAACCCUCCACCGGAGAGCGAAGACUAUACACUCUACAAUCAGUUCAAAUCUGCACCUUCUGACAGCUUGACAUACAAACUAGCUUUGUGUCUUUGCAUGAUUAAUUUCUACCAUGGAGGACUAAAGGGAGUAGCACAUCUUUGGCAGGAAUUUGUUCUGGAAAUGCGCUUCCGAUGGGAGAACAACUUUUUGAUUCCAGGACUAGCAAGUGGGCCACCAGAUCUGAGGUGCUGUUUACUACAUCAGAAACUGCAGAUGUUGAACUGUUGCAUUGAAAGAAAGAAGGCACGGGAUGAGGGGAAAAAGACGAGCCCUUCAGAGAAUGUAGCUAACGUGUACCCAGGGGACGGUGGCAAAGCAGGAGGCUGUCUCAGAGCCGCGGAGAAGGAAAAGGGAGAGGCGGGCAAGUCCUGGGAUUCCUGGAGUGACAGUGAAGAAGAAUUUUUUGAAUGCCUGAGUGAUGCCGAAGAGCUUAAGGGAGAUGGACAAGAAAGCGGCAGGAAAGGAGCAGCUAAGGAGGUGGUGAAUCUAAAGCCAGAAGGCCGGCUGCACCAGCACGGGAGACUCACACUACUGCACAGUGGGGAGCCGCUCUACAUUCCUGUGACCCAGGAGCCAGCGCCCAUGACAGAGGACCUGCUGGAAGAGCAGUCUGAGGUUUUGGCUAAAUUAGGAACAUCUGCAGAAGGGGCUCACCUCCGUGCACGCAUGCAGAGUGCCUGCCUGCUUUCAGAUAUGGAGUCUUUUAAGGCAGCCAAUCCAGGUUGUUUUCUGGAAGAUUUUGUGAGAUGGUAUUCACCCAGAGAUUAUAUUGAAGAGGAGGUGACUGAUGAAAAGGGCAAUGUGGUUCUGAGGGGAGAGCUGAGUGCCCGAAUGAAGAUCCCUAGCAACAUGUGGGUAGAAGCCUGGGAAACAGCCAAGCCCGUUCCAGCGAGGAGGCAAAGGAGGCUGUUUGAUGACACGCGGGAGGCAGAAAAGGUACUACAUUAUCUGGCAAUGCAGAAGCCAGCAGACCUCUCUCGGCACCUGCUGCCCUGCGUGAUCCACGCAGCUGUGCUCAAGGUAAAGGAGGAAGAGAGUCUGGAGAACGUGCCUUCGGUUCAGAAGGUCAUAAAGCAGGUCAUUGCCCACUCCAGCAAGGCCCGGCACUUCCCCGGCCCAGAGGACAAGAAGCUAGAAGACAUCAUCCUUCAGAUCACCAGUGCGGAGGCUGUCAUUGCCAGAGCUCGCUCCCUGAAGGCCAAGUUCGCCACUGAGCAGUGUGAGCCGGAAGAAAAGCAAGACCUAGAGAGGUUUAUCAGCUGCCUGUUGGAGCAGCCAGAAGUGUCGGUCACUGGGGCAGGAAGAGGACACGCUGGCAGGAUCAUUCACAAGCUGUUUGUGAAUGCACAGAGGCUGACUGAAUCUUCAGAUGAGGCUGCCACCAUGGCUCCACCAGAUGACGAGCUGAAGAGACCUGGUGGCCAGGAGGAGAGAAGGCCCAGCUCGGUGUCUGACUUCCCGCCGCCUGCAGGCCGCGAGCUCAUCCUGCGAGCCUGCGUGCCUCGGCCCGCACCCUACUCCAAAGCGCUGCCGCAGCGCUUGUACAGCGUGCUCACCAAGGAGGAUUUCAGACUGGCUGGUGCCUUCUCCUCAGACACCUCCUUCUUCUAGGAGCACAGGCUCCUCGGCGGGGGCUGCAGGCGGUGCUGUCCCAGGAAGGAUGGAGAAGAGGGUGUCCCUGCCAGAGGGACUGUCCAGUGGAGCAGCGAGUCACACCAGCUUCGGGGGUGUUUGCAGCUGAGCUCAUGUUGAGGGAACAGGCUUGAGUGGCUGGAGCCUCUGUCUGAGGAGAUGACCUUGGAGUGUGGGAAGCCAGAGUCGGCACAGCUGUGUCCUCCCCGCGGCAGCCAUUCCUUCUCUGUGUGCUUGUCUGUGGACUCUUAGUAUACUUACUAUACGGAACUUGCAAGCUAGAGGUCAGCUUUUCAAACUUUACUUUGAUGGUACCUUGUAGUGCUUCUACUCUGUCCCAGAAUCCAUGUCUUUUAAUGACUAUGUGACACUAUGUAUGUGACACUCUGGUCAGCUCGAUUGUACAGAUAAAUUUGUGAUGCACAUUUGGAACGCUGAAGAAAGCCCAGGAUUUCAGUUUACUUUUCCAUGUAACUGUCAUCUUAUUCCUUCUGACAAAAUGCAUUGUCACUGAAAAUUACCUACACACACACACCAUCUAUAUAUGUGUGUGUGUGUGUGUGUAUACACAUACAUACAUACACACACAGACAUAUCUUAGAAGAUCUAUUUUCUCCUGUCCUUUUCAUUGCUAUGGAAUUUUCCAACCUGCAGUCACUCCUGUGCCCCGUUGCACGCACACCGUCCUGGGUGGUGACUGGGAGGGACUGUAUCCAGUGACGUCAGAUGAGCACACGCUGCUCCCAGUGCAGCAUUGGCCCAUGGAGACUGUCAAGCACUUAGUGUCAUUGGGGUGUGGGUAUCAUGAGAGGGCUAACUUUGGCGCACUGUUUUGCCUGUGUAUUGUAGUCAAAGCGACUUGAGGAAGGUGUAGCCCCCAGUGAAAGGACAAUAGCAUCAUAUUUCCAGUCCUGUGUCAAGACAUCUUAAGUCUGUGUGGCUCUAUGACCUCCAUUUGGUAAUUGUAAAUUAUUUUGGGACCUCAGAUUCCCACUUGUAUCCAAAGUGAAAAUGAUUAUACUGAAGUGUAAUUUCUGCCUGUGUGAUUUUAGAUAGAGCUGUGCAAAUCCUGUGCUAUUAUUUUUGUAAAAACAACAAUGUGUGUAUAGAAAUAAAUAUCUUGGGGUUGAUGCAAUGGCUCAAUGGUAAGGCGCUGGCCUACAAAGCCCAGAGACCUGGGUUUGAUUCCCUAGUACCCACAUGAAGCCAGAUGCACAAAAUGGCACAUGUGUCUGGAGUUCAUUUGCAGCCACUGGAGGCCCUGAUGCAACCAUUCUCUCUGUGUCUG
Messenger RNA from Jaculus jaculus (lesser Egyptian jerboa), 4277 nucleotides. It is a transcript of the gene Rab3gap1, whose product is annotated as RAB3 GTPase activating protein catalytic subunit 1. The coding region runs from base 17 to 2968 and encodes 983 amino acids. Lineage: Eukaryota; Metazoa; Chordata; Mammalia; Rodentia; Dipodidae. The transcript is spliced from 25 exons. The record is from RefSeq and is a predicted model, not a curated record. Gene Ontology annotation, biological process: positive regulation of GTPase activity. Gene Ontology annotation, molecular function: GTPase activator activity.